AUGUAUGAUAAAGUUGUUCUCUGUCCAAAUCAAAUCAGUCAGAAUCAGUUACUUCAACUUAAUGAGGAGAGCAUUGAAAUACCCCGUGAACAUCUACCUGAUCCAGAAACUGAAAAUCUUCCAUCGAGCGUCAGUUUUCGCCAAGAAUCAACGGCCGAAUUGGAAAAGCAUUGGACUGAUACAGGAAUUGAUCGCAUACAUUUAAACCGUCCAAGACCACCGCGUGCGAAAACGAAAGGGAAAGUAAUUGUUGUAAAGCAGAGAACAAACGCGGCAGGUCCGUCAUGUACUAGGGAUGAUGAAGUGAUAAAACGCUUCCUGCAAAUCCCAAAAUUUUAUCCGAUUUUGAAAAGUUCAUUGAAUCAGCCAGGUUUACGUGAUCCGCCGGAGACAAUACUCAAAAUUAAUGCUCUUCCAAUAUUGAAAUUUGCUUAUCGUUUACAAGAGCAUUUGUCAAGGUGUGCUAAUACUGUAGUUAUGGAACAGGAAUCGUUGGGAAAUUCGAUGAAAGAUAUGGAUCGCGACAUUGCACUUUUGUUAUUACAGUUUAAUGAUCGAAAGAGAUCGAUGGAUCGUUUUCAGAAUUAUUUAGAAAAAAUUAGUGAUUUGCAAGCGCAUGUUUCGAAUUUGCGACAAUCAUACUCUCUGGAUGAUCUGCUGAAUGCUAUGAGCUUGGAAGUGCUUAGAAGUGCUCGAAGUGUCCAUGUUGCAUUUCUUUUCCAAGAUCUAAUGUCAGCGGUUGAGACUCUGAAUGAGAUUCUGCCGGAACAAAAGCGAUUGCCAGCACUGGAUAUCGAUUAUCUUGUAAAUGGUACACGAAGUUCAUUAGAUGGGAAGCAUAAUAAGAUUAUUCGAGAAAUUGAAAGUAAUACCUGUUCAGUAGACAGUAAUCAAGAUGAUUUGCAUAUCAAACCUGUUGACGAAGUGGCCGUAGUUGACAAAAAUAAUACUUGA
Molecule: messenger RNA, 954 nt
Organism: Acanthocheilonema viteae
Lineage: Eukaryota; Metazoa; Nematoda; Chromadorea; Rhabditida; Onchocercidae
Source: the annotation of a GenBank genome assembly